This is a messenger RNA of Hyaena hyaena (striped hyena), 2649 nucleotides long. It is a transcript of the gene LRFN5, whose product is annotated as leucine rich repeat and fibronectin type III domain containing 5. The transcript is spliced from 4 exons. The coding region runs from base 167 to 2323 and encodes 718 amino acids. NCBI's taxonomy places the organism in Eukaryota, Metazoa, Chordata, Mammalia, Carnivora, Hyaenidae. Gene Ontology annotation, molecular function: protein binding. The record is from RefSeq and is a predicted model, not a curated record.
UGGGCAAGAUGCGUAGUAGCUGAGCACCCUUCUGACACUCUCCUCAGAAUCAGCUUUGGAGAUGCUUUCACCCUGUCCGUCUUCUUCGGCAGCCAGACAGAGUGCUGACUCCUUCACAGCAGUGAGGAACUCUUCUGGCAUCAGAAGCUCUUAAAUCUGAUCUACAAUGGAAAAAUUUCUUUUUUAUCUGUUUUUCAUGGGCAUAGCAGUGAGAGCUCAGAUCUGUCCAAAGCGUUGUGUCUGUCAGAUUUUGUCUCCUAAUCUCGCAACCCUUUGUGCCAAGAAAGGGCUUUUAUUUGUUCCACCAAACAUCGACAGAAGAACUGUGGAGCUGCGGUUGGCAGACAAUUUUGUUACAAAUAUUAAAAGGAAAGAUUUUGCCAAUAUGACCAGCUUGGUGGACCUGACUCUAUCCAGGAAUACAAUAAGUUUUAUUACACCUCAUGCUUUUGCAGACUUGCGAAAUUUGAGGGCAUUGCAUUUGAAUAGCAACAGAUUGACUAAAAUUACAAACGAUAUGUUCAGUGGGCUUUCCAAUCUCCAUCAUUUGAUACUGAACAACAAUCAGCUGACUUUAAUUUCUUCUACAGCAUUUGAUGAUGUCUUUGCCCUUGAGGAGCUGGACCUGUCCUACAAUAAUUUAGAAACGAUUCCUUGGGAUGCAGUUGAAAAGAUGGUUAGCUUGCACACCCUUAGUUUGGAUCACAAUAUGAUUGAUAACAUUCCCAAGGGGACUUUCUCCCACUUGCACAAGAUGACUCGGCUAGAUGUAACAUCAAAUAAAUUGCAGAAGCUACCACCUGACCCUCUCUUUCAGCGAGCUCAGGUACUAGCAACCUCAGGAAUAAUCAGCCCGUCAACUUUUGCAUUAAGCUUCGGUGGAAACCCUUUGCAUUGCAAUUGUGAAUUGUUGUGGUUGAGGCGUCUGUCCAGAGAAGAUGACCUAGAGACUUGUGCUUCUCCAGCACUUUUAACUGGCCGCUAUUUUUGGUCAAUUCCCGAGGAAGAGUUUUUAUGUGAGCCUCCUCUCAUUACUCGUCAUACACAUGAGAUGAGAGUGCUGGAAGGUCAAAGGGCAACCCUGAGGUGCAAAGCCAGGGGGGACCCUGAACCUGCAAUUCACUGGAUUUCUCCUGAAGGGAAGCUUAUUUCAAAUGCAACAAGAUCUCUGGUGUAUGAUAACGGAACACUUGAUAUUCUUAUAACGACUGUGAAGGAUACAGGUGCUUUUACCUGCAUUGCUUCCAAUCCUGCUGGGGAAGCAACACAAACAGUGGAUCUUCAUAUAAUAAAACUCCCUCACUUACUCAACAGUACAAAUCAUAUCCACGAGCCUGAUCCUGGUUCUUCAGAUAUCUCAACUUCUACAAAGUCAGGUUCUAAUGCAAGCAGUAGUAAUGGUGAUCCUAAAAUGAGUCAAGAUAAGAUUGUAGUAGCAGAAGCGACAUCAUCCACGGCACUACUUAAAUUUAAUUUUCAAAGAAAUAUUCCUGGAAUACGUAUGUUCCAAAUCCAGUACAAUGGUACUUAUGAUGACACCCUUGUUUACAGAAUGAUACCUCCCACGAGCAAAACUUUUCUUGUCAAUAACCUGGCUGCUGGAACUAUGUAUGACUUGUGUGUCUUGGCAAUAUAUGAUGAUGGCAUCACUUCGCUCACUGCCACGAGAGUCGUGGGUUGCAUCCAGUUUACUACGGAACAGGAUUAUGUGCGAUGCCACUUCAUGCAGUCCCAGUUUUUGGGAGGCACCAUGAUUAUUAUUAUCGGUGGAAUCAUUGUAGCAUCUGUGCUGGUUUUCAUCAUCAUCCUAAUGAUCCGGUAUAAGGUUUGUAACAAUAAUGGGCAACACAAGGUCACCAAGGUCAGCAAUGUCUACUCUCAAACUAAUGGGGCUCAAAUCCAAGGCUGUAGUGUAACUCUGCCCCAGUCCAUGUCCAAACAAGCUGUGGGACAUGAAGAGAAUGCCCAGUGCUGUAAAGUUGCCAAUGACAAUGUGAUACAAUCUUCAGAAACUUGUUCAAGUCAGGACUCCUCUACCACUACCUCUGCUUUGCCUCCUACCUGGACUUCAAGCACUUCUGUGACCCAGAAGCAGAAAAGAAAGACUGGCACAAAGCCAAGUACCGAACCACAGAAUGAAGCCGUCACAAAUGUUGAGUCCCAAAACACUAACAGGAACAACUCAACUGCAUUGCAGUUAGCUAGUCGACCUCCUGAUUCUGUCACAGAGGGGCCCACAUCUAAAAGAGCACAUUCAAAGCCAAAGGCUGGAGUUAAUCUGAAGAGCACUACUUCUUUCUCUCCUGAGAAAAGUUGCCACUGAUAUUUUUACUGGAUAAAAUUUAAAAAUGUUUCAAUUCACAAAGGCUAAUUGUUGAACUGGUGUCCUAGAAGAAAUUGUUCACAGGAGCCGAAGCAGAAGUCUCGGACGGUGGCGGAGCUGGCUCUAUCAGACCAUGGUUCAUCCUCUUUUAAAGCCAAAUUUUUUUUUCUUCUGGCCUACAAGUAUUUUUUUUUAAAGAAGGAAAGAAAAAAGCCUACAUUGGCAUCAAGUUCUGUAUCAAUCCAUGUUACAUUGCCAUCCAUGAUUUAAGACUGUAGAAUCUUGAAUAAUCUAUAUCACUUUAACAAAUAAAUGUUUUACUAUGA